GAGGAUGCUUUUUAUGGACUUGUUCAUGAUACUAUACCUGAAGUAACAGUCACAUAAAAACAGAACAGAAGCGAACGAAGAACAAAACGUUUUGCCUUCACGCUGACAUUAUCUAGCAAGAUUUAUAAAAGACAAUGCCUUCCAGUGAAAGUGGCAGUGUGGAUUCAUCUGAAGGGAAAAGUCAUCUGAAAAGUGUGAUUAAGGCAACAGAGCCUAUUGAAGAAUAUGUUGAUAUUUCAAGGUUAAGUGAUGAGAGUGAUAAUAAUAAAGAAAAUAGUGAACGUAAUUGGCGAAAACGCAAGGAUACAGGAUCCUUAAAAAAGAAAUAUGAUCGAGAUCAAUCACCAAGACAGAAAUAUUCCCGUAGAAGUGAUUCCUAUAGUGAUAAUGAAAAUAGCGAUUUAAAUAGACGAAGUAAAAGAUACAGCAAGUAUAAUAAAAAUGACAAUAUAAGGUCAAGGUCUUACAAAUAUCAAGACCUAGAUCGCCCUGCUUCUGAAGAUGAUGUAGAGUUUGAACGUUCUGAGAAUUAUAAACGAAGAAGAAAAAGAAGAGGUGAAAAAUCUGACGAAGAUGAGGAAGUAAAAAAUAAAGAUCAGAACGACACAAAAGAAGUAAAACAAGAGAGAAAGAAGAAAACCAUUGAAGACAUUUUCACAAAAACAGGAGGUGCUUAUAUACCACCAGCAAAACUUAAAAUGUUGGCUGAAGGUCUGACAGACAAGACCAGUUUUGCUUAUCAAAGAAUGGCUUGGGAAGCUUUAAAAAAGAGUAUAAACGGUUUAGUGAACAAGGUGAAUGUGUCAAACAUUGGGCAUAUAGUAGAAGAACUCUUACAAGAAAAUAUUGUACGAGGAAGAGGGUUAUUAUCCCAGUCAAUUAUUCGUGCACAAGUAGCAUCACCGACUUUUUCAAAUGUUUAUGCUGCAUUGGUUUCUAUCAUUAAUACCAAGUUUCCAAAAGUUGGUGAGUUAAUUCUGCGACGUUUAAUCAUACAAUUCAGAAGAUCGUUCAAAAGAAAUGACAAGAAUGUUUGUAUCAAUUCAGUCAAAUUCAUAGCCCAUCUUGUCAAUCAGCAAGUAGCACAUGAGCUGCUCUCUCUCGAAAUUCUUACACUUCUUCUACAGAAUCCAACUGGUGACAGCGUUGAAGUAGCAAUCAGUUUCUUGAAAGAUAUUGGACAAAAAUUAACAGAAGUAUCAGCUAGGGGUAUAAAUGCUGUUUUCGAAAGACUUAGAAAUAUUCUUCAUGAUUCGGCAACAGAAAAAAGAGUCCAGUAUAUGGUUGAAGUGAUGUUUGCUAUUCGUAAGGAUGGUUUUAAGGAUUAUCCAGCAGUAGUUGAAGGACUUGAUCUUGUGGAAGAAGACGAUCAAAUCACACAUCUGCUACGAUUGGAAGAUGCAGGAUCAGCAGAAGAUACUCUCAAUGUAUUCAAGCUUGACCCUGAUUAUGCAGAAAAUGAAGAAAAGUAUAAUCAAAUUAAGAAAGACAUACUUGGUGAGGAUAGCGACUCUUCUGGUGAUGAAGAUGAUGAAGAUGAUGAUGAUGAAGAGGAAAAUGAGGAAGAAGAAGGAGAGACAAAAGAAGGUGAAACUAUGGAAAUUGUCGAUAUGACAGAAACAAAUCUCGUGGCGUUAAGAAGACUAAUUUAUCUUACGAUUCAAUCUAGUUUGGACUUUGAAGAGUGUGCGCAUAAAAUGAUGAAACUGAAUAUAAAACCAGGCCAAGAGCAUGAAUUUUGUGCAAUGGUUGUCGAAUGUUGUGCUCAACAAAGAUCAUAUGAAAAAUUUUUUGGUUUACUUGGUCAGAGGUUUUGUUUGUUGAAAAAAGAAUUCAUGGAACAAUAUGUGAUUAUAUUUGCCGAGCAGUAUGAGUCAUGUCAUCACCUGGAAACGAACAAGUUAAGAAACACAGCUAAAUUCUUCGCACAUCUUCUACACAGUGAUGCUAUAUCAUGGACAGUAAUGGAAUGUAUCAAGCUAAACGAAGACGAUACAACCAGUUCAAGUCGAAUUUUCAUCAAGAUUUUGUUUCAAGAGUUAGCAGAGUAUCUUGGUAUUCCGAAAUUUAAGAAACGACUCAACGAUCCUAUUGUCGCUCCUUAUUUGGAAGGUAUUUUCCCACGUGACAAUCCGCGUGACACACGAUUUUCGAUUAACUUCUUCACAGCAAUCGGUUUAGGCGGUCUAACUGAUGAGUUACGACAGCAUUUAAAAAAUAUGCCUAAAGUGAACGCUCUUGCUCAACAAGUCGCUGCUGCGGCAGAAGAAUCGUCAUCAUCAUCAUCAUCAUCAGAUAGUAGUUCUUCUGAUUCCAGUUCGAGUUCAGACUCUUCGGAUUCAGAAUCAGAAGAUGAAUCUCAUCAACGAAAAAAAGAGAAAACGCAACCGACAAGGCGACGACGUGACUCAACACCAGAACGUAACCGAGAAAAACGAAAGAGAAGUCCUAAAAGAGAGCAUUCCUCAAGUAAAGAUAGGUCACGUGGCGAGACAAGGUCACAUGAAAGAAGAUCACGUGAGGACAGGGAAAAUGGUAGAUCGAAAGAGAGAAGAAAAAGAUGACAUCAUAAGCUUGUUCUUUCACAAAGCACGAUCGUGCGCAAAUUUGUUACAUAGAAUGUGGCGUGAGAGCCAAACUGUGUACUGAAAGCUCGCGAAAAGAAACUUCUAUCCUAAAGAAGAAAAUAACAUAAACAAACUCAAACUGUAUUAUUAAACUAACUUUUAAUAUGUUAAUUUUUAACUUUU
Messenger RNA from Hydractinia symbiolongicarpus, 2750 nucleotides. RefSeq names its product pre-mRNA-splicing factor CWC22 homolog. Gene Ontology annotation, biological process: mRNA splicing, via spliceosome. Gene Ontology annotation, cellular component: catalytic step 2 spliceosome. Gene Ontology annotation, molecular function: RNA binding; protein binding. The transcript is spliced from 27 exons. Lineage: Eukaryota; Metazoa; Cnidaria; Hydrozoa; Anthoathecata; Hydractiniidae. The record is from RefSeq and is a predicted model, not a curated record. Bases 135 to 2564 code for a protein of 809 amino acids.